Messenger RNA from Malassezia pachydermatis, 2151 nucleotides. Its product is annotated as protease iv. Bases 1 to 2151 code for a protein of 716 amino acids. Gene Ontology annotation, molecular function: peptidase activity. Gene Ontology annotation, biological process: proteolysis. The record is from RefSeq and is a predicted model, not a curated record. The transcript has a single exon. NCBI's taxonomy places the organism in Eukaryota, Fungi, Basidiomycota, Malasseziomycetes, Malasseziales, Malasseziaceae.
AUGUGGAAGGCGAUUACAGCCCUCUCCCAGUCGCGCAUAGGUCGCGGUGUAUCCACAGUAUGGUCGUACCGCAAGCCGAUCGUGGUCUGUGUUGUGCUUACAGGGGUUAGCUCGUCCAUGAUCGCAUCAUAUACGAUGCAGCGCAAGAUGGAGCAUGUCAACGACGAUACUUACCUGACAUGGCGUGUGCAUCCUGGUGCCAUUGUCGAUGUGCGUGGCCCCACCUCGGUGACGCAACUGCUUUCUCCGAUGACGCUGGGCGACGAACCUGUACGUGUAAUGGAGAUGCACGAAGUACUACGUACGCUACGACACGCUCAGCACGACAAGCGUGUGCGUGGUUUGGUCGCAGACUUUAGUGUGCUGCAUGUACCACGCAGUGUCCGGCAGACACCGCUAGGGCCUGCGCAAGUGGAAGAACUGGUCCAUGCGCUUCGUGCGUUCCAGGAGGCUAAGAAGCAGCAGUUCCCAGACGAUGAGCGGCCUACGACGGUAGCAUGGGCGGAUACUUUUGAUGCCCAGUCGAUGUACUUGCUUGCAAGUACGUUUGAUCGUGUCUACAUGCAGCCCAGCGGGAUGGUGCCGUUGAUCGGUGUGGGCAAGACCUUCCCAUUUGUACGCCGUGUGCUGGACUGGCUGGGCAUUCACGCUCGAACGGAAGCGCGGGAGGAGUACAAGUCCAUGGUAAGCACCUUUGUACAGGACGAAUUCCCACCAGCGCAGCUGCAAAAUAUGUCAGAACUGUACGGCGAUCUGCAGCAGAAUGCGGCACGUAUGCUAGGCGAACACCGGUUUCGUGAUGUGGAGAACAGCGCAGCCAAAGUGUAUGAGCUCAUGCAGCAUGGCCCUUAUACAGCACGCGAAGCGCUGGCGGCCGGCUUGAUUGAUGCAUUGGUCCAUCGUGAGGAUGUGACGCCAUCGUUGCAAAAGGGUGUUCAUCGCAAGACGUUCCCGCUAUAUGCACAGAUCUGCGCGCGGCAAGCGGCUCGACAGCGCUCUCGUACCCAGCCGAAAAUCGGCGUAGCGUACUUGGAAGGCACGAUGCAUCGGCAGUCGCAGGCAGGCUCCGUCAGCGAAGUGAUUCGUGCGCUACGCGCGCUUGCCGAGAACGACGAGGUGGAAGCUAUGGUCCUCCGCAUCAAUUCCGGCGGCGGUGAAGUGAUCGCGAGUGAAACGCUAUGGGCCGCCAUGCAGCAUGUGCGGCAGGAGACGAAGAAGCCGAUCGUGGCGUCGUUUGGGAAUGUCGCGGCGAGUGGUGCGUACUAUGCGGCGACAGCCGCAGAUGCGAUUUUCGCCAGCGAGAAUACCGUGAUGGGCAGCAUUGGCGUGGCGGUAGCACGCCCCUUUCUCUCACGGGCGGUGCUCGAUGCGUUGCGUAUAUCUAUGCAGUCUGUGUAUGCUGGCUCCACCGGCGCUAGUGUCCUGUACGAUAUCGACGCACACCAAGCCGCGCGCAUGAAGAAGCAUGCCGACGAGUCCUAUGCUGACUUCCUUGACAAGGUGCAGGAAGGACGCGGUAUGCAUGCUACAGUGCUAUCCCAACUCGCAGGCGGUCGCGUGAUGACAGGCCUCACAGCUUGGCGUCAGUGUGUGCCUGACGCAGGUGCGUUCAUCCUCCCACCCACGUACCGGCCACACCGUGCUCCGCCUUUAUCGACCGAGCCAUGUACAGCAUGGACCGUGGUUCAUGAGGAGCGUGAGGCCAGUGUCCCCUUGGCCCACGUCCAACGCAAGGACCAGGGAGAGAACGACGAUGCGUAUGUGGAGGGCGAGGACACCGAGGCGUUGGUACAGCGCGAUCUUGAGGCCCAUGCGCGUUGCACCUCGGCGCAAGCGCCAGCGUCGCAUGGCCGUGGCCUGAUCGAUGCGAUCGGUGGGCUGGACGACGCAAUAGCGUAUGCACAUGCAUUGGCGCAGGAGCGAGCAGGGACAGCCCCUGUCUCCUCCAACGACGAGAUUCAGCUGGUUCGCUUGCCAACGCGCGUCCCCCUAUGGCGCCAUAUGGCCACGGCAUGGGCCGGAGGUGAGAUGGAUAUGAAAGCGGAUUCGCCCUGGGAUACCCUGUCUUUGUGGGCCUACAAUCAAUGGGCGCAACUACAUAGUCUAGCUGCCCAAACACGUGCAGAAAUGCCCGGGCCAUGGAUACCAUAG